Molecule: messenger RNA, 357 nt
Organism: Stereum hirsutum FP-91666 SS1
Lineage: Eukaryota; Fungi; Basidiomycota; Agaricomycetes; Russulales; Stereaceae
Exons: 2
Coding region: 1-357 (118 amino acids)
Molecular function (GO): heme binding; monooxygenase activity; oxidoreductase activity, acting on paired donors, with incorporation or reduction of molecular oxygen
Source: RefSeq, a predicted model, not a curated record
AUGUUCGAAGGCCUAUCCACCCAGAGUCUCGUCGUUCUCCUUCUCUGUGCUAUCCUGGUCCGGUACGUGUAUCGAAGGUCUAACGACGCAAGAGCCGGGAAACGAUACCCACCCGGUCCACCUCGUCUCCCUUUCGUUGGAAGUCUUCUACACGUUCCGAAGGAUCAUGAAUGGUUGGCGUAUGAGCGGAUGGGAAAGCAGUACGGGAGCGACUUGAUACACCUCGAUGUGCUCGGGAGUCAUAUAGUCGUGGUCAAUUCUGCGAAGGCCGCGAAUGAGCUGUUUGAGAAGAGGUCGGCGAUAUAUUCGGAUCGGUGCGUUUUUUCUUACUAUUCAUACCCCCACUUGCGUUGGUGA